Molecule: messenger RNA, 381 nt
Organism: Staurois parvus
Lineage: Eukaryota; Metazoa; Chordata; Amphibia; Anura; Ranidae
Source: the annotation of a GenBank genome assembly
UGCAGGGUCCGGGGGGAGACCAGAUAUAGUGAAUGCGGGGUCCGGGGAGACCAGAUAUAGUGAAUGCGGGGAGACCAGAUAUAGUGAAUGCGGGGUCCGGGGAGACCAGAUAUAGUGAAUGCGGGGCCCGGGGAGAGCAGAUAUAGUGAAUGCAGGGUCCGGGGAGAGCAGAUAUAGUGAAUGCAGGGUCCGGGGAGACCAGAUAUAGUGAAUGCAGGGUCCGGGGAGACCAGAUAUAGGGAAUGCAGGGUCCGGGGGAGAGCGGAUAUAGUGAAUGCAGGGUCCGGGGAGACCGGAUAUAGUGAAUGCAGGGUCCGGGGAGAGCGGAUAUAGUGAAUGCAGGGUCCGGACCAGAUAUAGUGAAUGCAGGGUCAGGGGGGA